AUGCCAUUCAUUAUCUAUCUAUCUAUCUAUCUAUCUAUCUAUCUAUCUAUGUUCAUAUCUAUCUCAGUUUGUUCAUAUCUAUCUAUCUAUCUAUCUAUCUAUCUUAGUCUGUUCAUCUCUAUCAAAAUUGGUUUGUUAAUAUGUAUCUCUGUUCAUAUCUAUCUAUCUAUCUCAAUCUUUUCAUUAUCUAUCUAUCUAUCUCAAUCUUUUCAUUAUCUAUCUAUCUAUCUAUCUAUCUAUCUAUCUAUGUCUGUUCAUGUCUAUCACAGUAUGUUCAUAUCUAUCUAUCUAUCUAUCUAUCUAUCUGUUCAUUAUCUAUCUAUCUAUCUAUCUAUCUAUCUAUCUAUCUAUCUAUCUAUCUAUCUCAGUCAGUUCAUGUCUAUCUCAGUCUUUCCAUCAUCUAUCGAUCUAUCUAUCUCAGUCUGUUCAUAUCUAUCACAGUAUGUUCAUAUCUAUCUAUCUAUCUAUCUAUCUAUCUAUCUCAGUCAGUCCAUGUCUAUCUCAGUCUUUCCACCAUCUAUCUAUCUAUCUAUCUAUCUAUCUAUCUAUCUAUCUAUCUAUCUAUCUAUCUAUCUCCUCUAA
Acanthosepion pharaonis is the source of this 582-nucleotide messenger RNA. The record is from the annotation of a GenBank genome assembly. Lineage: Eukaryota; Metazoa; Mollusca; Cephalopoda; Sepiida; Sepiidae.